CAAGAAUCUAUACAUACAGAGAGACUUAUAUGUAAAGAUCCCAACCCUCCACCGUCUCCCUCCUCCUCUCCUAACAUGCACCAUCUCCUCCUCGUCUCCGCCGAAGAGAUGCCCCCUUCCUCCUCCUCCUCCUCCACAUCAAGAUCAACCUGCAAACAUUCCCCGUCGGUGGCGACUCUCGACCUCCUAAUCCUAAUCCUCGUCCUCUUCUCCGGCGCAUUCCUCAUCUCCUCCUACUUCUCCUACCUAAUCCACUCCUUAUCUCUCCUCUCCUCUCAUUUCCCUUCAAUCUCCUUCUCCUCCCUCCUCCCUCUGAUCCUCCUCUUCUCUGACCACGAUUCUGAAGAUGAUGAAGAUGAUGAUGACUCAGGAAUCUCUCUGGCGUCGUUCUUGUUCGUGUUCGCGGUCUUCUUCGCUGCCUCGGUCGUUUUUCUAGACCUGUGUUGCGGUUUGAGAUCGAGGAAGUGUUGUAACCCUAAGUGUAGAGGGUUGAAGAAAGCUAUGGAGUUUGAUUUGCAGUUGCAGACGGAGGAGAGUGUUGAGACGGGGUUGGGGAAGGAGAUUGAUCGGUUGCCGUGGAAAGGAGGGAGUGAAGGGAAUCCUGAUUAUGAGUGUUUGAGAGCUGAGUUGAGGAAGAUGGCUCCGGUUAAUGGUCGGGCUGUUUUGCUUUUCCGGUUAAGGUGUGGUUGUCCCGUUGCUAAGCUUGAAGGGAGAGGACUUAAGAGAAGUCGCCGUCAUAAAAAAUUGCCGGCAAAAUUAGCUGUAAAAGGAUGUGUAGACAAUCGCUGACCUGGAAAUUCUCCAAACUAUACUUACAGAUUAUCACAUCAAAAUGUUGCCGUUGCAGUUUUAUUGUCUUCUCAGAAUACAUUCACUUAGGAUUAGGAGGAAAAUAUAAAGUAUUGAUUUUGUUUUCAUUUCCUAUAGAGUAAAUCCCCCUGACACUAGAAAUGUAUUAUUACUCUUGAACACUUUUUCUGUGAAAACUAUAUGUAUUCUGAAAAAAUUCAAUGUGAAUGAUCA
Eruca vesicaria subsp. sativa (arugula) is the source of this 1023-nucleotide messenger RNA. The record is from the annotation of a GenBank genome assembly. Lineage: Eukaryota; Viridiplantae; Streptophyta; Magnoliopsida; Brassicales; Brassicaceae.